Messenger RNA from Paramecium sonneborni, 1247 nucleotides. The record is from the annotation of a GenBank genome assembly. NCBI's taxonomy places the organism in Eukaryota, Ciliophora, Oligohymenophorea, Peniculida, Parameciidae.
AUAUUUUGCAUACACUAAAAAUGGCUAGUCAUACAAUCAGGUAUGUAAUGAAGUGAUAGUUAAAAGCAAAGACAUGGAGACUGACAAGUACUACUUAAUUGAUAAUGUAACUGCAGAAGUUAAGCAAAUCAAUAAGAACGGUGACUAUAUUAAAAAGUUUAAUAUCGAACUAACUGGCAAAGCAAAUUAUAGUGAGAGAGUAGCCAAAGCAUAAGGCGUAAAUAAUAAUUGAGUAAUUUAGGAUUAAGCUUAUAUGCCUUACAGUACAAAAGUAUUAUAAACAAAGCCAAAUCUUUAUACUCCUUAAACUGACAAGUUUGAUAGUUAUGCUCAACUACCUCGCACGUUAUAAGAACCCUAUAUAAAUAAUAGUCGUAAAAGACCCAAGACAACUCUUGAAGCAACCAAGUACUUGCUUGAAGGAAAGGAGAAAAAUAAAAAGUAUUAGAUAGGCAAACAAUUAUAACAUAUAACUGGCACAAUUCAUGAUUACUUCAAAGCCAAGAAAGAAGGCAAAAUACAAAUCUUAAAGAUGAGGACAGAAACUAAAAUGCAAGAUUUUGUAUCAGGGGGAUCUGUUAAAAUAAUAAAUGGACAAGAAUUAAAUCAACCUCAAAUUAUUCAUAAUCCUCCUCCAGAAAAAAGAGCAAAAUCAGCUUCUAGAAUCAAAUGUGAUACUAUUGCAAACACAAUUGAAACCAGAGCAUAAACAAGUUAAUAAUCAAGAACAAUUGUGCCUUUAGAAGAAUAGAAACUGAAAUCUAUGUAAUCUUAUGGAACUUUAAAUCAAGAAUUGUAAAAUACAGAAUCAAAGGCUUUGUUUUAAAGUAGAACUUAUAUUCAGACAUCUCAAUCUAAAAGAAGUCAGAAUGUGAUUGACUAAAAUGUUUAGUUAUACAAUGUACCUCAUUUUUAAGAAAGAUUAGAUAUCUUUAAAAAAGAGAUUUAGAGUUUUACUUUGCCUCAUCCUAAAGAGAUAUAAUAGAUCACUUCAAAAGGGAGAUUCAAUUGUCAUUUGGCAGAUAAUAAAGAACAUUAUGUUUAAGAUCGUAUGAUGAUGAAACUAUGUAUAUAUAUAUUUUUGACACUAAGUCUAACCUGAAUAAUAUAAGUAGAAUGAAAGUCCAAAGAAAUAAGAGAUGGAAAAAUAAAGAAGGAUUUUGGCUAAGAUGAAAGAAACUGAAAUGUUGACUAGAAAUUUAAAAUUGAAGAUAUGAAUUACUUUUCUGGGAAAUAUAAUUAAAAAU